AUGGAAGUCGUCCGUGCAGUACACGAGACGCGCCGUGUGGAAGUGAAGGAGGGGCGGGUCAUCUUGUAUCAGGUGCUCGUCCGCUGGAAAAAGUACAUCUACAUGUUCAACGCUAAGAGUGCACUCAAGUUCAGCGACACUCUAGUUUUUCAAGCUCUCAUAAGGGGUGAUGACGGGCAAAGCGUUGGAGCAAUUUUCGAUUGGCUUCGACUCAACCCUCUCAUGAACAAGCACGUUAAUGACAUGCAUGACCUGAGCUUGGAGCACCGAUUCCAGCGACGGUGA
This is a messenger RNA of Peronospora matthiolae, 285 nucleotides long. Lineage: Eukaryota; Oomycota; Peronosporomycetes; Peronosporales; Peronosporaceae. The record is from the annotation of a GenBank genome assembly.